Messenger RNA from Astyanax mexicanus (Mexican tetra), 1457 nucleotides. Its product is annotated as TOG array regulator of axonemal microtubules protein 1-like. The transcript is spliced from 6 exons. Gene Ontology annotation, cellular component: cytoplasmic microtubule; cilium. Gene Ontology annotation, biological process: microtubule cytoskeleton organization. NCBI's taxonomy places the organism in Eukaryota, Metazoa, Chordata, Actinopteri, Characiformes, Acestrorhamphidae. The record is from RefSeq and is a predicted model, not a curated record. Gene Ontology annotation, molecular function: microtubule binding. Bases 63 to 1205 code for a protein of 380 amino acids.
UCCAUCAGUAGGUGACUAUACACCUACUGUAUUGGACAACUGAGGCUGAUCUCCAUUUAAAGAUGGAUUUUCGGGGAAACUUUGAGCCCUUUUUUCCACCGCUGCCGCCCUCUGGACCUCGUCCCAUCAUGCCCAAGACUCGCAGGGGUCUGAAGGUGCUGAAACCGGAAUGGCUGGAGGACUCCUUCACAUAUGAGGAGUUCCUUUCCAGACCAUUUCCUCAGCACCCCGCUCCUCCACCUGGACCUCCGCCUGUCACUACCCAGCCAGACAUGGUGAAUAAAGAGCCGGCCUACUAUUCACCGGGUAGCAGGAUCCCGAUCCUAGACAGGCGGAGGAAGCAGAGGCCAGUCCUCGCUGUGGAGCAGCCUACAAUCAAUAUGGCUGCCCACAGCAUCCAGGACAAAGCUGCACAGGUGGAGAGAGCCCGCAGGAAGCCCAAAAUUGUCAGGGCAGCUCCUCAGGCUGUUGAGAGAGGUCAGGGACUGGAGCAGCCACCGGUGCUACCAGCCCUGACCCGGGAGGAGCCCCUCAACAGGCCUGGGGAAGCUCUCGGCCAGGCUCUGUGCCUGCUGCAGGACGAGGAAUGGGAAAGAAAAACCGAGGGACUGCGGCUGGUGCGAGCUCUGGCUCAACACCAUGCUGAUGUGGUGCUGCCGGAGCUCCACAGCGUCAGCACAGCUGUCAUUGAGGAGAUAAAAAACCUCAGGACAUUAGUCUCUCGGGACGCCAUUUACACCAUGGCUCACCUGUUCCAUCACCUGCAGCACAGUAUGGACAGCGAGGUCGAGGGCGCCGCUCGCACCCUCCUGCACAAGGCUGGUGAGGCCAGUCUGUUUAUUAAGGAGGGUGUGGAGCUCGCCCUCAGCAUGAUGGUGCACUCCUGUUCGCCUGGCCGAGUCCUGCGCGGGCUGCUGGCCGGUGGAUUCAGACACAGAAACCCUGCCACCAGGGCAGCCACUGCACUAUGCCUAAAUAGGCUAGUGCAUGUGAUGGGGGCAUCCCGUGUGCUGAAGGGCAGGACAUUUACCAGCAAGAUCCUUCCUGCCAUCAGCACACUGGCGUUCGACGCUGCCCAGGAAGUGAGGACUCCUGCCCGAGCCGCCUUACGGUUUUUGGGCGGGCACAGAGAGGCUGCGGCAGCGGUGGAAAAAUUUGUUUCCAUUAGAGAUCAGGCCUCAGUUAAACAAUUACUUGUACAUUAAUCAAAUCAAAUUAAUCAGUUGUACAGUUUUUGUAUAUAGUUUAGAUGUAUUCGGUGUUCAGCUGUUCAGAGUGGGUUUGGGGUGAAAUCUCUGUUCUAGAGAAGCUUACAGAGUCAGAGCUGUUCACAGUGGUGGAGACAGGAACCACAUCUGAAGAGGUGGUCGAGGCAGGGACUCCACUUUCUUACCAGAGGUGGGGUCUCUGCUUGGCGGGAAACGCACCGGCCCUGUGGCAUCAGGACAUCCCAGUCA